This is a messenger RNA of Frankliniella occidentalis (western flower thrips), 1841 nucleotides long. RefSeq lists its product as uncharacterized. The record is from RefSeq and is a predicted model, not a curated record. Bases 249 to 1826 code for a protein of 525 amino acids. The transcript has 5 exons. Gene Ontology annotation, molecular function: metallocarboxypeptidase activity; zinc ion binding. Lineage: Eukaryota; Metazoa; Arthropoda; Insecta; Thysanoptera; Thripidae. Gene Ontology annotation, cellular component: membrane. Gene Ontology annotation, biological process: proteolysis.
CUUCUUGUGUUGCAGUGGCGCGUCGCUUGCUGCCCAUGGAACCCGAUCACAGGAGGACCAGCAGCAGGGACGUCCUGGUGGCGACCUCAAGAGCCCGGUGACCCCGCCCCACCCCGCCCCACCACAUGCUCAGAACGCCCGCGGUGUGGGCCAGCAGGCCAGAGCAGCACGCCCGUAAGAGGCGCUUGCCCUAUUUUAAUUUUUUAUUUUUCUGACAAACUGUGAUCGCCCCCAUACUAGUCACCAAGAUGUACGCCAAAAAGUUCUACAGUCGGAUCGCCGACGACUUCCGGCACAAGGAGCUCUUGCCGCUCAAGAUGCUCUUCUUCGUGCACGCGUCAACCGUCCUAGUGCUGUACCCCUACCUGACGAUCCACAUGAGGGAGCUGGGGAUCAACGUGGAGGAGACGGCCAUCAUGUCGGCCGUGACCCCCGUCGUGGCCAUCGUCAUGCCUCCCCUGGCUGGCAUCGUCGCGGACCGCAUUGGAAACUUUAAGCUGAUGCUCGCCGUCUUCUCCAGCCUGGGCGGGCUGGCCGCGCUGCUGCUGCUAGCCGUGCCCGUGGGCCGCUACAACGUCAAGUACCCGGACCGGGUGUUCCUGACGGUGGGCUGCUCGGGCGGCAGCCUGCAGGCCGCGUGGGCCGACACGCACCCGUGCCGCGCCGCGCCCUGGUCCGGCGACCUGCUCAACGUGACGCUGGACAACUGCGGCGUGUCGUGCCGCGCCGACCUCCCGGACGCCGGCCAGCUCAACAGGACGCUGCGCGGCGCGCCCCGCUUCUCGCUGCGCAUCGCGGACCAGAGCCACAGCGACACCUUCUCGUACGCGCUGCCCAUGAGCGGCGGCAGCAAGGCCGCGGACGCGCGCCUUCUGGCCCGGCAGAACUCCGGCCCCUGGGCCUACUUCCCCACGCCGGGGCUGCACACCUUGACCUGCAGCCUGGCCGCCCCUGGCACCGGCAACGACACCGCGACCGCAGACCCGCCCGUGGGCCAGGGGCUGGGCUGCAGGCUGGGCCGCGACGGUCCCCCAGGACACGGCAAUCCAGUGGACACGCCAACGACGCGCACGCGUCUGCUCACGUCGCUGGCGCCGCUGAGUCCGCCCACCCCGAGCAACGCGGACCAGCGCUGGCUGGUGUCCGGGCUGCGGCCGGCGGAGGCGGCGGGGUUGGCGGGCGCGCCGGUGCUCAGGGAGGCCACCUGCAGCGACGCGUUCGCGCGACCCGGGCGCAGCGCCGCCGCCUGGGUGUCCACCGCCGAGCCGCACUCGCCGGCCUCCUCGCUGUCCGAGUGCGUGUCCAGCUGCCUCGUGUCCGCGCCCCGCGCCAGCUUCUGCUCCAACGCGCAGGACACCAUCGAGGUCGACCCCAGCUUCACCUUCUGGAUGUACCUCACCGUGCGCGUCUUUGUCGGUGUCAUCAGCGGCACCUCGUUCGCCAUGUUUGAGGGUGCGGUGAUCGCCAUCCUCCGCGAGCACAACGGCGACUACGGCCUGCAGCGGAUCUACGCCUCCAUCGGCGGCAUGAUCUCGUCCCCGCUGUCCGGGAUCAUCAUCGACUACGCCAGCAGCGGCAAGCACUACACGGACUUCCGGCCGGCCUUCUACCUGUACGCGGCGCUCAAGCUCGCGAGCGCCCUCCUCAUGCUCCGCAUCGACCUCAAGUUCAAGGCGCCGGCCAAGAACGUCGUCGGCGACGUGCUGAACGCCCUGAAGAACGUCGAGAUGGUCUGCCUGUUCAUCGUGUGCUUCCUGCUUGGUGCGUGUGUGUGCGGGUGCGGCGCGUCCGAGGGGGAACCUACUUGGAAAUUUGGUGAACUGUGAAUAUAUUCAAAUAUU